Messenger RNA from Musca vetustissima, 1352 nucleotides. RefSeq names its product E3 ubiquitin-protein ligase HECW2-like. The transcript is spliced from 4 exons. The record is from RefSeq and is a predicted model, not a curated record. Gene Ontology annotation, biological process: regulation of dendrite morphogenesis. Gene Ontology annotation, molecular function: ubiquitin-protein transferase activity. NCBI's taxonomy places the organism in Eukaryota, Metazoa, Arthropoda, Insecta, Diptera, Muscidae. Bases 48 to 1352 code for a protein of 434 amino acids.
UGAAAAAUUCAUUUGGAAUUCAAAGAAUCUGUUGUUCGUGGUUCAGAAUGGGAUUUUUCUCCAAAGCCGCCUACAUUGUUUGGGCUGUUCUCUUCGAACAGGAGAUUAUGAGCUAUGUACCCAUCGAAGAACGCAGUCCACAAGGUUCACCAGUGCUCAAUUCACGCAUGUUGCAACGAGCUCCGCCACCAUUCCGGCGUGAUUUCGAAGCAAAACUGAGAAGUUUCUAUAGGAAACUGGAAUCAAAGGGUUAUGGCCAGGGGCCACAUAAAUUAAAAUUACAAAUACGACGUACCCAUUUACUUGAAGAUGCCUUCCGUCGUAUUAUGUCUGCCAAUAAAAAAGACUUACAAAGAGGUCGUUUAGCUGUGUUGUGGGAUACUGAAGAAGGUCUGGACUAUGGUGGUCCCUCAAGAGAAUUCUUUUUCCUGCUAUCACGUGAACUAUUCAAUCCCUAUUAUGGCCUCUUUGAAUAUUCAGCCAAUGACACCUAUACCGUACAAGUGUCACCACUUUCAGCCUUUGUGGACAAUUGCCAUGAUUGGUUCCGUUUCAGUGGCCGUGUCCUGGGCCUAGCUUUAGUUCAUCAAUAUCUAUUAGAUGCCUUUUUCACACGGCCAUUUUACAAGGCUCUACUAAGACUUCCCGUAGCUUUAAGUGAUUUAGAAUCCUUGGAUAAUGAAUUCCAUCAAUCUCUACAAUGGAUACGUGACAAUGACAUCGGAACCGGCAUUGAUUUGGGUUUGACAUUCUGUGUCACCGAAGAACUGCUGGGGCGUGUUGUCGAACGGGAAUUGAAACCAGGUGGUAAAAAUAUAAUCGUUAAUGAGAAAAAUAAAAAGGAAUAUUUAGAGCGUAUGAUCAAAUGGCGUUUGGAACGUGGUGUCCAAGAGCAGACAGAAUCAUUGGUACGUGGCUUCUAUGAAGUCGUUGAUUCUCGUCUGGUAUCGGUAUUCGAUGCCCGUGAAUUGGAAUUGGUUAUUGCCGGUACGGCAGAAAUAGAUAUUAACGAUUGGCGCCUUAAUACCGAAUAUCGUUCCGGUUAUCAUGAUAAUCAUCAGGUGAUUAUAUGGUUCUGGCAGGUAAUUGAGAAAUUCACCAAUGAGCAACGUUUACGUUUGCUGCAAUUUGUCACGGGGACCUCAAGUAUACCGUAUGAAGGUUUUUCGGCACUGCGCGGAUCAACGGGCCCGCGGCGAUUUUGUAUUGAAAAAUGGGGUAAACCAAAUGCCUUGCCACGUGCUCAUACAUGUUUCAAUCGUUUAGAUUUGCCACCAUAUCCAACACCUGAAUUACUAUAUGAAAAACUGUUAUUGGCUGUUGAGGAGACAAAUACUUUUGGUAUUGAGUAA